Molecule: messenger RNA, 1114 nt
Organism: Melopsittacus undulatus (budgerigar)
Lineage: Eukaryota; Metazoa; Chordata; Aves; Psittaciformes; Psittaculidae
Gene: GJB1
Product: gap junction protein beta 1
Exons: 2
Coding region: 121-957 (278 amino acids)
Biological process (GO): cell-cell signaling
Cellular component (GO): connexin complex
Molecular function (GO): gap junction channel activity
Source: RefSeq, a predicted model, not a curated record
AGUGGCGGAUAGGGACGAGGGCAGGCGGAGCAGAGCUCGCCGGUGGGAGACAUGAGACUUUAGAAGGGCCACUGGGGGCAGCUCGCGAGGACCCUUUCUCACCGGCAGACGUGAGGAACGAUGAACUGGGCUGGCCUGUACACAGUGCUGAGCGGGGUGAACCGCCACUCCACUGCCAUCGGGCGCAUCUGGCUCUCCGUCAUCUUCAUCUUCCGGAUAAUGGUGCUGGUGGUGGCAGCAGAGAGCGUGUGGGGGGAUGAGAAGGCUGCCUUCACCUGCAACACCCAGCAGCCUGGCUGCAACAGUGUCUGCUAUGACCACUUCUUCCCUAUCUCCCAUAUCCGUCUGUGGGCCCUGCAGCUCAUCCUCGUCACCACACCAGCCCUUCUCGUGGCCAUGCACGUAGCCUACCAGCAGCAUCAGGAAAAGAAGCUGCUGGUGCUGACGGGGCAUGCAGAUCCCAAGCACAUGGAGGAGGUGAAGAAGCACAAGAUGCGCAUAUCGGGUUCGCUGUGGUGGACAUACGUCUGCAGUGUGGUCUUCAGGCUGCUCUUUGAGGCCGUGUUUAUGUACAUCUUCUACAUGCUCUACCCGGGCUAUCAGAUGAUGCGUCUGGUCAAGUGUGAGGCUUACCCCUGCCCCAACAUCGUUGACUGCUUCAUCUCCCGGCCCACAGAGAAGACCAUCUUCACUGUCUUCAUGCUGGUCACCUCCAGCAUCUGCAUUGUCCUCAACAUGGCGGAGCUGGUCUACCUGGUGGUGAGGGCCUGUGCCCGCCGAGGCCAGCACAACCCCAACCCAUCAGGGAAGGGCUCCUUCUAUGGGCACAAGCUUUCCUCCGAGUACAAGCAGAACGAGAUCAACCAGCUGUUGACGGAGCAGGAUGGCUCCCUCAAGGACAUGCUGCGGCGCAACUCCGGGCUACAGGAGAAGGGCGAUCGCUGCUCUGCCUGCUAGGGCUAGCAUUGUGCUGGCCCCAGCCCUUGGCCCUGCCCCAAAGCUGCCCCAUGGCCGUGUGCUGUCCCUGCCCCUGAGGAACAGCAUCCUUCAGGUGCCAGUCCAGCCCUUCUGGAUGUCCAGGAGGGCAUCUGGGGCCAUUAAAUCUUGUUUCUCA